AUGUCGGGAUUAGAGCUUCCGGGCUUCGCCUGCAAUAUCAUGCAGGUGAUUAGCUUCAGUCGCGAAGUCGUAUCUCUCUGCAGCAAUGUCUACCAGGGAAAGCACCCAGAUGCCGAGCUUGCUGACCUUGCCGCUUCUCUACAAGCGGUAUCAUCAGACGUUCAGACGAGUUUCGAUACGAUAAAUCCAAAGACCGCCGAUGAGAAACGCCUUUGCGAUAUUGCUACAAGAUGUGCCAUUGCCGCCCGCGAUUUGGAGGAAGAGGUCAGCUUCAUUACCUCUCGUCAAAAACAAGGGAGCCUAGCAUCUACCCUGCGCAUUGCCGCCAAGACCACAUGGAGGAAGCGCCGAUUAGACAGGCUGGAGAAAUCCUUGAAAGAACAUGAGCGCGUUCUCGACACACACUUGACAGUGCGAGUGUGCAAAAAAGCAGAUGCAAUUGCGCUGAGACAAAAGGAAGGAUUCGACAAACUCGGAGCGGACAUUCAACAUUUUGCAUCCCAAUAUGCGCUCGGCCAUCAGAAGCUUCGCGAACUAGUGAGGACAGAUUUGAGCCUCUCACAGAAGGAAUCCGAGAAAGUCAUGAAGGCGCAUGUCACGGAAGAGAUUACGAGAUCCCAAGUUGCAUUGCUCAGUCACAUUGAUUCAAAAGCUGAGGUGACGACCGGAACAAUUACGCAAAAUCUUCAUGAUCUCAACAUUCAAACAAAAGACAACAGCUCAUGCGAGCGAUUAUUACAAAGUCUGAAAUAUCCGGCCAUGGAUGAUCGGCGCAACCACUUGGCUGAGCCCCGUGAGGGUACUUUCAAGUGGGUCUUUAGCCAACACGAGCUUUCAAAUGAUGACAAUUCGAACGGUGUAAAAACCACGCGGGCAGCCUACCGAGACCCGCCUUGGGACAACUUUGGGGACUGGCUCAAAUCUGAUAGCGAUAUGUACUGGAUCAGCGGGAAGCCUGGAUCUGGCAAAAGCACUUUCAUGAAGUUUCUCAUUUCCAAUCCUUUGACAAGAGAGGCGUUACGAGCAUGGCGUCCAGACGUCACAAUUCUCUCCCAUUUCUUUUGGAAGCCUGGAUCAAUGAUUCAAAGAAAUAUCAAAGGACUGUUUGCUUCAUUACUCCACCAGCUCCUUGCCCCCAGACAAGAUAUUCUGCAAGCCGUAUUGGCUGGCUCUAGGGAUUUAGAACAGAAGGAUUCAAACACUGACUGGUCCGUGAAGGAACUUCAAUCCUUUUGCCUGAACACAAUGAGAAGCUACGGAUCCUACAUUUGCAUGUUCAUCGAUGGUCUCGACGAGAUAUGCGAUGAGGAUGGAGUUGGUGCGCUGAUGGAGAUCCUGAACACAAUCAAAUUGAUACCGGAUGUAAAGAUUUGUGUUGCCAGUCGACCAGAGCAACGCUUGAAGCGUUACUUGUCACGGUUCCCUCAGCUGAAGCUUCACGACCUGACUCAUGAGGAUAUACAACAUUAUGCCGACCAAACAUUGCGGCAGUCCUGGAGACUUCGCCAGGACUUAUCUUCUCGAGUUCUAGACGAGGAGAUCUUGCCAGAGCUGCUGCGGAAAGCCAAGGGCGUAUUCCUGUGGGUCAGACUUGCAGUACGAGGCUUGGUCCACGGGAUCGAGAAUGAUGAUAGCGGAUCAGAUCUGGUCUUGCGGCUGCAAGACUUGCCGAUAGAUCUAUCACAAAUGUACAACGACAUGUGGACAAGACUCAACGGAAACACAAACAUUCACCGAGAAUCAACUGCCAAAUUAUUGAACCUCCUGAUUGCAUAUCGAUAUUUGAUUGCAUCUGGAUAUUCUGAAUUGCGUUCGAGCACAGGGAUUCCCGUGAUCGAUAUUAUGGGAGCCUUAGACUUACCCAUGCAAUCAAGGCUAUUCGUUGAUGAGCAGAGACCCACAACAGAGACAAUCAUUCACUCCUGUAACCAAACCCGAGAGCUGAUGGAAGUCAGAUGCAUUGGCCUGGUAGAUAUACACCAAUCGGAUAUACGGUGGCAUCGUAAACGUGUCUCUGCAGCGAGGCUCAGACUACACGCAUCGCUAUCAGUAGAUUUUGUUCACCGUACUGCCUAUGAAUUUCUCACAGAUACUGAGGAAGGUCAUCGCAUCCUGUCUUACGACUCUUCUUCAAGCUGGGAGAGGCAUCUCCAGUUAUUCAAAGGCAAACUUUUAGCAGCUACUAUUGCAAAAGGUACCUCUCUGGGCGAUAUGAUGAGUAUGAUAGCAGAAGUCGGCCAUUCUGUACGUAAGGAGGAAACUCAUGACCUCCUAAAGCUUUGCUGGAAGUUAUAUUCCCGAGGCCUCACGAGCGAUUAUGGCAACCGCCUUGGUCGCCACUUCCUAUCUCUUGCAACACAUCCCUACCUCGAAGACUUUUUGAUAAGCAGUAUCAAUAAGAGCCUGAGACCGUCAGCGCUAGCAACUCAAGUGCUCCAGGAGAUGUUGACCAUGGAAACUUACCAUUGGAGACAAGUUUCCUACUUUGGCUGUUUGACAUCGUUGGGCGCUGUUCCGAGUCUCAAAGGGCGCUUAUUUCAGAGAAUGGCUAACGGCGACGUGGAUAGUUCAUCCAUUGCACGAACUAUAUCAUCGCUACAAAUGAUUCUAGAAAGACGGAUAGAAAAUUACCGGUAUUACGAUGAGAGCUUCCCUGAUAGUUUCACUAACCCAUCUUUGGGAGAGUACAUGCAGGCUUCACAAAACUACUUAACCGAGUCGUCAUGGAUGUUGUUGGACGUCUCCAAAGAUCACAUGAGACUGCAUGGCAUCUCACGGAUUUACGUGGGGGGUAUUGUGAGGAGAUUCAGUGAAAGCAGAGACAACAACAAACAACACAUUUUCAAAGGUCAUUCCUUUGUUGUUGAGUUGAAAUCAUUUCUCAUGCUGGAAAGUCUCCAUCGAAAACAACAAAGCCAUCAAGGAAGAAGGGAACCAUUUACUCUAGUAAACUUCCUUGAAGACCCAGAACAGGGUCCCUCCUGCGUCCGUCUUCGGUACUUCAUGUUCAAAGCUCAUACCACCCCUGAUGAUGUAGGAAUAGAAGGAUGCUGUCGGAUUCGAAACCGAGAAAACGUUCAACCCAUUGAGCAGCUUGUCAAGUCCUGGCUGUUGGGCGAGACUGAAGGAAAUCCCGGCGAAUCAGUCAGGGAAGCAAUGGAGCAUGUUUGCGACGAAGUUGCAGCUGGAUCUACAGCCUACGAGAGGAUAUAUGGCGACCUCUGGGAACAUUUAGCAGAUGACGGCUUUGGGAUGUGCAAAAUUACCAAAGAGGAAAUCGAUGAACGCAUUCGGCACAUGCAAGAUGAAGACCCGGAAGCUCCAGGCCAUUGGCUUUGA
Messenger RNA from Pestalotiopsis fici W106-1, 3339 nucleotides. RefSeq lists its product as uncharacterized. Lineage: Eukaryota; Fungi; Ascomycota; Sordariomycetes; Amphisphaeriales; Sporocadaceae. The coding region runs from base 1 to 3339 and encodes 1112 amino acids. The record is from RefSeq and is a predicted model, not a curated record. The transcript is spliced from 2 exons.